Messenger RNA from Diospyros lotus (date-plum), 2591 nucleotides. RefSeq names its product probable rhamnogalacturonate lyase B. The transcript is spliced from 17 exons. Lineage: Eukaryota; Viridiplantae; Streptophyta; Magnoliopsida; Ericales; Ebenaceae. Gene Ontology annotation, biological process: carbohydrate metabolic process. Gene Ontology annotation, molecular function: catalytic activity; carbohydrate binding. The record is from RefSeq and is a predicted model, not a curated record. The coding region runs from base 347 to 2419 and encodes 690 amino acids.
CAACUCCAAACUAAAUAAGAGCCGGUCCAGGCUUUUCUGCACUUACGGCAAGCAAUUAAGAACAUUGCUUUUACUAAAAUGUCAUCCCAAAUCAACUAACCCAAGUAGAAAACCAGCCCAGAUGAACCCACAGAACCACUUCCAAUUUGGUGCCAUUGAUGAGUCCUUCAGUUCACAUUACUCCUUUUAUGUGCCUCUCUCUAUAUAUAUAUAUAUGUUAUCGCAUUGUCUUCAAAUCUCUGUUUAACAAGGAUCUAGUAACGGUUAGCUUUCCAUCCAUUACCAUUUUCAAGACCAUCCUUCUCGAUCCCCAUAUAAGGCUCGCAUUAAAGAAGCCCAAGAAACUAUGAGACCGAGAAGCUUGCUUCCGUUUAUGGCGGCGAAGAGGCGGCGGAGAUUGGUGGUGGGUGGGUGGUUCGCAGUUGUUUUUCAGUUGCUGCUGCUGGCGGAGGGUUCCGUGAAGGCCCCAGUUAGCUGGAAAAGAUUUCCUACGAGAACCAACGGCCAAGACCCAGAGUUGCUGCCUCCAGUCCAUUUACAUUACCUGGAUGAACAUGUUAUGGUGGAAAAUGGAGAGGUUAAUGUCACAUUGUCCAUCCCACAGGGUAUGGUCACAGCGAUACAAUACUGCGGAAUUGAAAAUUUGUUAAUGGAACCCAACAAAGAAAGAAACAGAGGAUACUGGGAUGUGGUUUGGGACAGUCCGGGUCAUCUUGGUGGCAAAUAUGACUGGCUAGAAGGAACAAAUUUCAGUGUAGUCGUGGAGGACGAAGAUCAGGUAGAGCUGUCCUUCACACGAACAUGGGAUCCAUCUGUAGAUACCUCUGUAAUUCCUCUUAAUAUUGAUAAAAGGUUUAUAAUGCUGCGAGGCUGCCCGGGUUUCUACUCGUAUGCUAUACUGGAGCACCCAGAAGGGUGGCCGGACCUCACCAUCUACCAGGGCCGGAUUGUCUUCAAGCUUCAAGAAACGCUCUUUCGCUAUAUGGCGGUGUCGGACGAAAGGCAAAGGAUAAUGCCAACAGCUGAGGAUCGCCAAACGGGCCUAGUCUUGGACUACCCGGAAGCUGUGUUAUUGACAAAUCCAAGCAACCCGGAUCUCAGAGGAGAGGUGGAUGACAAGUACCAGUAUUCAUCUGAGAACAAGGACAACCGGGUUCAUGGGUGGAUAUGCUUCGACCCACCCGUUGGAUUCUGGAUGAUCACCCCCAGUGACGAGUUCCGCUCGGGUGGGCCUGUCAAGCAAGACCUUACCUCACACGUCGGCCCAACCGUCUUGUCAAUGUUUUUCAGCACCCAUUACGCAGGGGAGAGCCUGGCAAUACAACUGCGACACGGGGAGCCAUGGAAGAAGGUGUUCGGCCCUGUUAUGGUUUAUCUAAACUCAGCUUCGCCAGAUGACAAUCCCCUCUCCCUUUGGGAAGACGCCAAAGAACAGAUGAUAAUUGAAACCCGAAGCUGGCCCUAUGAUUUUCCGCUUUCAGAAGACUUUGCUCGGUCAGACCAACGAGCUACAGUUAGCGGCCGCUUACUAGUCCGUGACAGGUACAUUAAUGAAGAACUUAUGACUGCAAACUCGGCUUUUGUGGGUUUGGCUCCACCAGGAGAUGCUGGAUCCUGGCAACGAGAAAGCAAGGGUUAUCAAUUCUGGACUCAAGCAAAUGCUGAGGGUAACUUCUUGAUCAAAGGCGUCCGGGCUGGAAACUACUGCCUCUUUGCAUGGGUCUCCGGCAUUAUUGGCGAUUACAAAUACCAACGAUGCAUUUACAUCGAACCAGGAAAACGAAGAAGAUUAGGCGUUAUUAUUUAUGAACCUCCAAGACAAGGCCCAACACUAUGGGAGAUCGGCGUUCCUGAUCGCACUGCGGCUGAGUUCUUCGUGCCCGAUGCAAAUCCGACUCUACUCAACCAAUUAUACGUCAAUCUUCCAGAUAGAUACAGGCAAUACGGGUUAUGGGAUCGGUAUUCAGAUAUCUAUCCCGACGAGGAUCUCACCUACACUGUUGGCAUCAGCAAUUAUCAAACCGAUUGGUUCUUUGCUCAAGUUAACAGGAACAUAGGAAAUGGAACUUACGUGCCAACCACAUGGAGAAUCAUAUUUGAUCUUGAUAAUGUGAGCGAGGCUGGAAAUUAUGUACUGCGAUUAGCAAUAGCGUCAGCUCAUGAAGCCGAGCUCCACGUUCGAAUGAAUGAGCCGGAUGCGACGACGAGUCCUCACUUCGCGACGGGGUUCUUCGGGAAGGACAAUUCCAUAGCGAGGCAUGGGAUUCACGGGUUGUAUUGGCUGUACACGGCGGAGAUACCAGCGUCUCUCCUUGCCGCUGGAACCAAUAUUCUGUAUCUGACGCAGCCGAGAGGGUUAAGUCCUUUCAGGGGAAUUAUGUACGAUUAUAUCCGUUUAGAAGGGCCCGUUCAAAACUGAUGAUUAAUUUGGACGCCCACGCCCACGUAUAUAUACCACUUCCAUUCUUUCAGCCUUCUUGUGGGCAACCAACCAAGGAAAAGAAAAUAGAAGAAGAGAGUCAAUUAAUUACAUUAUUGUGCAAUUCCAAAAGUGGGACGAAAAUUGAUAAGCUCGAAUAUGGAUCAUUAAA